This is a messenger RNA of Solea senegalensis (Senegalese sole), 2815 nucleotides long. RefSeq names its product interleukin-13 receptor subunit alpha-1-like. The record is from RefSeq and is a predicted model, not a curated record. Bases 234 to 1391 code for a protein of 385 amino acids. NCBI's taxonomy places the organism in Eukaryota, Metazoa, Chordata, Actinopteri, Pleuronectiformes, Soleidae. The transcript has 10 exons.
GUCCUUCCCGGUCCCCACAGCAAACCCUCUGGCAGUGAGUGGACGAGUGAUGCGUUUCUGUUGGCGGUGCUAACUACACGUUCGUGUUGCCCGGUUAUUUCUCUGUUUUUUACACAUUUUUCUUCCACCUGAACACAUUGGGAAGGUAUACGUAUUAACUUUACUGGCUUGAUAGAAGGAAUAUUAAGACCGUCGAGGGGAGUGGACCUGUUUUCAUUUGGACUGACGCUAACAUGACUACCAUCACCCUAACGUUCGCCGCAGUUUUAACAGUUCUCCACUGCAGUGCAGAUCAACUUCCUCCGCCGACAAAUCUGAAGUGUAACUUGCCCGACCAGAUCAGUGUUAACCUGACCUGGUCCUGGCAGAGGCCCAGCAACCUGCCAGAGAACUGUAAAAUCUAUUAUGUAAUCAGCUAUCCAGAAGGACCCCAGCGCACAAAUGCGAAAUACUUUGAACACCGUUGUCCCAUGAAUGUCCAUAACUACACUGUUAAAGCUGUUGGCGUAGAAUCCUGUAAUGGUUGGACCCCCAGCACACCUGUUCCUAUAAUCAACCAGAUGUUACAAGAUAAAGUGGUGAAAGACUUCAGAUGUGUCCCUCGCAGCAGUGGAAUGAACUGUUCCUGGAUCCCAAAAGAUCGGUCUCUUGACCUGACAUUUUCUUAUUGUGAUUGUAGUUCCAAUUCGAAGGUUUGCAAACCUGUAAAGGACUGUGAUCUUUACACCAGUGGAAUAAGGAAUGGCUGUUUGAUGAAGGAAAUUAGUCCCAACGAACUUGAAAUUGGCUUUCUCGUGAAAAGCACAAAUGGACUGGACGUCAUUAAACCUGUCUUUGUUUUACCAUCACCAAAGCUGAAAGUCACAGCAAUCAGAGAUCUCCUCAUACUGAGCUGGACGCCUCCAAACGUUGGACCAUGGGAUUGUCCAUGGGAAUAUGAGUUGUGCUUCACUGAAUGCGGCAGAAAACAAUCUUGCCGGAACAUCACCUCGAUGAGUCGCAAUAUGUCCUACGAUGAGAACUGCAUGUAUACGUUUCGCUCAAGAGUCUUUCCCAGUCGUCUUUAUUGCCGACUAUUGAGCAGCAACUUCAGUGAAGACGUAAAAUAUGGGAUGACCAAGCCUCCUGACACAACACUGACCAUGAUUGCCAUUGUCAUCCCCAUCAUUCUGUUUAUCUGUGUCAUUCUGUCCUGCUAUUGCUUCUGGAAGCACAGUGACAUCAUUUGCGCAAACCCGCCAGACCCCUCGACAAUACUCAAGGAAAUGAUGAGUGGAAAUAAAGAACAUGAGAACAAAAGAGAGGGCCUGUACACACCUUUGCCAGAAGACGUUGAACCCUGCAUAAUUUCCCCCAUAACGGAGAACAGGAGGCUCCAGGAAAACCCUUGACAUGUGCAUGUACAACCUCCACUCAUGGCUUAUCGCUGACUUACCUCCUCAGGUCUGGUUGGACGCUUCAUGAGGAAUAAAGCAUUCUACCUUAUCUUGACAUAGAUACAUGGAACAACAGGGAACCUUGUGUUUUGCUGACUCUUGGUCACAUUCAGGAGAGGAGAGAUAACAUUUUUGAUUAAAUGUGAAAUUUAAAGGUCUAUUUGGAAAGUUACAGCUGCACUUCACUGUGGCCAUGAACACUAGGACAUUUUUAACCUCAGCACCUGUAAGGUGUUUUACAUACUUUUGGAUACCUAUGACAACUAGGAGCAAGGGUGUUUGCGUAUGGAUGAUGUCAUGUCCCCGCCAAUAUUUGGAGAAAGCCAGAUCAUCCCUACCAAUAUUAGGGACGGGGCAAUGAGUGUUAAUUUCCCAGAGGGAACCUCCCAAAGGGAUCAAUAAAGUCGUCUGUCUGAGUUCAUGUGCACGAAUGCUGUGAGAGGACAGCAAGGGUUAGCGAGGGAUUUCACGAGCACCAGUGAAUGCAUCACAGCCGAGCUGCGAGGAACAGAGGAAACGAGAGAGCGCAGGUAAUGUGCUGUUCUGAUAACAGAGCAGUGAGUUUUUAGGGUCAUACCUCUUUUUGCCUCCCUAAUGUUUCAUUGCUUUGUCUCGUGAACCUAGGACAGUUUGCAGGAGUUUGUUCAUAAUAAUAUAAACUUCUUGCAAACUGUCCUAUGUUCACGAGGUUAUUACAUGUCAUUUAGCAGACGCUUUUAUCCAAAGCGACAAGUAAGAGCUUCAAGUAAGCCAAACUAUAAAGUGCUAGUCAUAAGUGCGAUGUAUAAGCAAGUUUUUCUUUUAUAAGUAGUAUUAGGGUGUGUGGUGGGGUUACAGUCUUGUAACUAAACGUGGUGUGGAGGAGCAUUGGCCCUUGUUCCAACCAGGGCUCGAACCCGGGUCUUCUUGCUGCAAGGCAAGAGUGCUAACCACUACAACACCAUGUGGCCCAAGUACCCAGUCACCUCUGGUAAUACAUUUUAUUUCCUCUGGAAUGAUGCCUCUUGUAGUAGCUCUAAGUGGCUGUUGAUUAAAUGCGACAUAGGGUGAAAAGCAGGGUAGACCCUGGACAGGUCAGAGUUGUGAGUUAUGGAGGUUAUGUUUUUGCUGUUGUCUGUUUGACUGCGAGCAACAUAAUUCAAAAUGUAUAUAGAUUAUGGGCCAAGCAAGGAUUAGAUCUACAUAGUGAGCUAUGACAGACACUGCUCUGCUAACCUACCGUCAUAUGUUUAUAUGUAGUGGUAACUUUGUAUUAUAUUCUUUUAUUUUUGUCUACCUUUUAAUGUACAGUGUAUUUUAUGUUCAAUGCCUGAUGUCUAAUGCUGCUGGAAAAGAAUAAUUUCCCAGUGUGCGAUCAAUAAAGUGCAUCUAUCUAUCGA